Molecule: messenger RNA, 1505 nt
Organism: Ceratotherium simum simum (southern white rhinoceros)
Lineage: Eukaryota; Metazoa; Chordata; Mammalia; Perissodactyla; Rhinocerotidae
Source: RefSeq, a predicted model, not a curated record
GGCCCCCGCCUCCCUGCCCGCGGACUUGUCCGCUUCCAGGCCCACCCCGCACCCGGGACAGGGACUGGGCCGAACGGAGCCGCCGCGCCAGCGCCGCGCCACCAGCCGUGCGCCUAGCGGAUCGGAGCCGUGCGCCGAACUGCCCUGCCCCGCCCCGCUCCACCCGCGAGGACCUCGAACUCUUUGCCUCAGGGUUACCCUCUGGGAGGGAGGAGGCUGGCCAGAGCAGGGAGGAGAUUUCUGCUCAGAUGCCUUCCAGGUGGCCCGAGGCAGCCGGGAUGACAGCUCUCCCCAGGAACCCUGCUACCUGCUGAAAAACAUGACCAGCAAGUCCCGCUGGAAGCUCCUGGCCAUGUUGGCUCUGGUCCUGGUUGUCAUGGUGUUAUAUUCCAUCUCCCGAGAAGACAGGUACAUUGAACUUUUUUAUUUUCCCAUCCCGGAGAAGAAGGAGCCGUGCCUCCAGGGUGAGGUGGAGAGGAAGGCCUCUAAGCUCUUUGGCAACUACUCCCGAGAUCAGCCCAUCUUCCUGCGGCUUAGGGAUUAUUUCUGGGUCAAGACACCAUCUGCCUACGAGCUGCCCUAUGGGACCAAGGGGAGUGAAGACCUGCUCCUCCGGGUUCUAGCCAUCACCAGCUACUCCAUUCCCGAGAGCAUCCAGAGUCUCAAGUGCCGCCGCUGCGUGGUGGUGGGGAACGGGCACCGACUGCGCAAUAGCUCGCUAGGAGAUGCCAUCAACAAGUACGAUGUGGUCAUCAGAUUGAACAACGCCCCAGUGGCUGGCUAUGAGGGUGACGUGGGCUCCAAGACCACCAUGCGUCUCUUCUACCCUGAAUCUGCCCACUUCAACCCCAAAGUGGAGAACAACCCAGACACACUCCUUGUGCUGGUAGCUUUCAAGGCGAUGGACUUCCACUGGAUUGAGACCAUCCUGAGUGAUAAGAAGCGGGUGCGAAAGGGCUUCUGGAAACAGCCUCCCCUCAUCUGGGACGUCAACCCCAAACAGAUUCGGAUUCUCAACCCCUUCUUCAUGGAGAUCACAGCUGACAGACUGCUGAGCCUACCAAUGCAACAGCCACGCAAGAUUAAGCAGAAGCCCACCACAGGCCUGUUGGCCAUCACUCUGGCCCUCCACCUCUGUGACUUGGUGCAUAUCGCUGGCUUUGGCUACCCAGACACCCACAAUAAGAAGCAGACCAUUCACUACUAUGAGCAGAUCACGCUCAAGUCCAUGGCGGGGUCAGGCCACAACGUCUCCCAAGAGGCCCUGGCCAUCAAGCGGAUGCUGGAAAUCGGAGCAGUCAAGAACCUCACCUCCUUCUGACUCAGACUGCGGCUGUCCCCAUUGGUCUGCCCACUCUGCUGCCUGAGUGACUCCCAUGCGUGGCUGCGGGGGUGCCCCGGGGCCAGCAUGACCAGUUUGGACUCCCCCUGCGCUCUGUGGGGAGGGGUCCCAGGUCUGGCCAGGUCUAAGAUGAGGCCAUGCCCCUGGCUGCUCUUGUGGAGGC